GCGCCAAGCCGAAAAACCGAACCAAAAAUGGAAAAAAGAGGGGAAGAAAGAGCUCGCGCGCCAGAGAAAUGGCGCCAACCGCGCGCCCCUCUCCCGCCCUGUCUGUCUCGCCCCACCCUCUAUUUCCUCGCCUCUCCACACUCCCCCCAUCAAACCCUACCCUGGCUACCCAAUCCCAUCCAUCCCAUCCUAGCCCCAGCCCCAGAUCUCCGCUCCCAUGGCCAGCUCCGACGCCGUGUCCGUCGUCCCCGCGCCUGACGCCGCCGCCGCCGCCCCCGCGCUGCCGGCGGUCGCCAAGAAGCGGGGCAGCUACAACUGCGGCCGCUGCGGGCUCCCCAAGAAGGGCCACGUCUGCUCCAUCCCCGGCCCACCUGCCGCCGGGGCUGGGGCGGCGGCGGCGGCCCCGGAGCACAAGCCGAGGCGCGCGCUCCACUUCGACGAGGCGGCGGCGGCGGGCGCGCUGGACGUGACGCCGGUGGCGGCGGCGUAUCCGGCCCCGCACCGCCCCCCGGAGAAGAAGCCGAGGGUGGAUGUGGUGGACGUGGAUGAUUCGGAGCCGGAGUCGGGCGGUGUCGGGAGGCCGGGGUUGGUGGCCGUCGGCUCCGGCGUGCGGGUGCCGGGGGAGGUGGUCAUUGAGGUGCUCCGGCGGCUUGCCCCGAGGGCAGUCGCGGCGUCCGCGGCCGUCAGCCGCGGGUGGCGUGACUGCGCGAGGCGGGUCUGGCGGGGGGCCGAGGAGCUCCGCCUCCGCGCUGCCGGCGUUAGCACCAUCGGGACGCUGCUGCCGCGGUGCCCCGCGCUGUCCAGGCUCGUGCUCCGCAUGGAAAGUGAUGUUGAUGCCACAAUGCUUGCAUGCCUUGCAUUUUCCUGCCCAAACAUGCAAUCUCUGGAGAUAAGCAUGGCUGAUAGUGCAGUCAACCGGAUGACCGGGGAUGAGCUUACUAGAUUUAUUUCGGAGAAGAAGUCUCUGACAGUUCUUAAAGUAGAUCGCUGUAGUGGUCUUGGUUUUCUUAAUAUAAACUCUACAAGCCUUUCAACCCUUUGGCUAUCAGAUCUCUCUUCCAUCACAAAAUAUGUCAUAAACUGUCCUAAUUUGAGUGAGCUCUCACUGAUUUUUUCCCAACAAGAUAAUGAUUCUACCGAUCUGAUUAGUAUGAUGGAUAGUCUGGGCCGCACCUGCUUGAAUUUGAGAAAAUUGCACAUAUCCUCAAUUCACUUGUGCAAUGAAGCUGUGUUUGCUCUUGGGAGUGCUAAUCUCAGGGGCUUGUGCAUGCUGUCCUUGCUUCUAGGUAAAAAAAUAACAGAUGCAGCUGUUGCAUCUAUUGUUCGUUCUUUUACAAGCUUGGAGUUGCUUGAUUUAAGCGGAUCUUGUAUCACUGAUAAUGGGCUUGGGAUGAUCAGCAAGGCAUUCCCUGAUACCCUAACCAGGCUGCUGCUUGCUAUGUGCCCAAAUAUCACCUCAUGUGGGGUCCAGGUGGCCGCAGUGCAGUUGCCACUUCUUCAGCUCAUGGACUGCGGCAAGAGCUUAUGUGCUAAUGUGCAGCCCGAAGCACCCCGAUCAUACUUUGGUGAUCUCAAUGGGGGGAUUAGGUUUUGCUCAAAACUACAGGUCACAAGGAAGCAGCAACCAACUUACCAAAAGUUGAUUAUAAAGCAUGCUAAUCUGAAAAAACUUAGUCUAUGGGGCUGUUCUGCAAUAGAUGCCCUAUAUGUAAAUUGUCCAGAGCUGAGUGAUCUGAACCUCAACUCUUGCAUAAAUCUGAAUCCAGAACGGUUGCUUCUUCAGUGUCCAAGCUUGAAAGAUGUUCAUGUCACUGGAUGCCGUGACAUGUUGAUCGGAGCAAUCAGAAACCAGGUUCUGAAUGAGUUUGCAGCAGCAGAGCCUCGCAUGCCUUGCAAGCGCCUUGCUGAUGGCUCGAAGCGGGUGCAAGUCCCUCAGUUCAUGCCAGAACAGCAGUUUGAGGACGAGAAAUGGUGUGGCGAGUCGCGGCGAAGCCAGUGCGCCGUGCACAUCUGAGCUGAAGCAAGGCAGUCACUUGCAGAGCCAGCCGAAUAGCUAGCAGUCCAACAACCUAGGGGCGCACAGGAAAAGGAAGAUUAGUUAGGCUGUGAUGUUGUAAAGCUGGCUGAGGGCACAUAAUCUGAGCCUACUGGUGUUGUAGUAAACUCUACCGUUCUUGUUUCUCUGAAAAAAUCUCAUUUGUUUCUUCCCUGCUGAAUUCUUCUGUUAGACAAUAAGGGCAUGGUGUAGUGUAUGCCUAGCACCCUUGGUUCAUCCUGGAAAAUAAUCUUGACAUAAAUUAAAUAUUUAUUGGUGUGUCCAUA
Molecule: messenger RNA, 2322 nt
Organism: Triticum urartu
Lineage: Eukaryota; Viridiplantae; Streptophyta; Magnoliopsida; Poales; Poaceae
Product: F-box/LRR-repeat protein 17
Cellular component (GO): cytoplasm
Molecular function (GO): protein binding
Source: RefSeq, a predicted model, not a curated record